GCCGUCUUCCUCACUAUAAAUAUCAAUGUGUGUACACUAUUAACUAACUCUUCACGUAAUUGUAUCACACAUUCCUUCCCCUUUGUUUUGAUUUUUUUCUUCUUCUUCUGUACUUUUUGCUAAAUACAGUUUGGUACUUUCGAGAUGUUUGAUCUCAAUCUCGGUUUCGAAGAAUUUGCCAUGGACGAUGAUACUGUUCACGUUUCAUACGAAACGACGACGUCGGAGAAGCUACGGGAACUACAAAUGGAGAAUUCUGGAACAUCGAAUUCAUCCAUUGUGAAUGUUGAAACUUCCAGUACUGCCGGCGAUGAUGAGUUUUUUUCAUGUUCCGAUGAUCGUCGCCGUAAUGAUGGUUACGCAUUUGAUAUUCUGAAAGGGAAUGAAUACGAGGAGAGUGAGUUUGUGACUAAGGAGUUGUUUCCGUUGACCGGCGGAGAGUCGGCGGCGGCGGAGUUGUUGUCGCCGCAGCAGUGGUUGGAUCUCUCGGCUAAUUACGGUGGAACGGCGGAGCAGAGGAUCAUUGUUGUUCCGCAGCAGAGACAACAAGUGAAGAAGAGUAGAAGAGGGCCGAGGUCGAAAAGUUCUCAAUACCGUGGUGUCACAUUCUAUCGCCGCACUGGUCGAUGGGAAUCUCACAUCUGGGAUUGCGGGAAACAGGUUUACUUGGGCGGCUUUGACACUGCACAUGCUGCUGCUAGGGCAUAUGAUCGUGCUGCAAUUAAAUUUAGAGGACUUGAUGCAGAUAUCAAUUUCAAUGUCGCUGAUUAUCACGAUGAUCUAAAGCAGAUGUCGAAUUUUACGAAGGAAGAGUUUGUGCACAUACUUAGACGUCAGAGCACUGGUUUCUCUAGAGGAAGUUCGAAAUACAGGGGAGUUACACUGCACAAAUGUGGACGAUGGGAAGCUAGGAUGGGGCAGUUUCUUGGAAAGAAGUAUAUCUAUCUUGGACUGUUUGACAGUGAGAUAGAAGCUGCAAGGGCAUACGACAAGGCUGCUAUAAAAUGCAGCGGAAAAGAGGCAGUCACCAAUUUUGAGCUAAGCACGUAUGAAGGGGAAUUAAGUACCGAGGAUAAUGGAGGUGCAAGCCAUAAUCUAGAUCUGAACUUGGGAAUAGCCUCCUCUUCACUAGCUGAUGAACAGCAUGGCAACAGCUACCAAAUGCACUCUCCUACCACAAUAGGAAGUAAACUGCCUCAUUGCCGUCAACCGCUGACUGAUCGCCCUCUGCUCUGGAAUGGAGUGAACACCAGUGUCUUUCCCACAUUUAAGGGAACAGCAAUAGGGAAGGGUAUGGAAGUUGAUUCUUCACCAAAUUGGACGCGGCAAGACCAACAUCCUUAUGGUGGGAGUCCUUCAGUGCCACUCUUCUCUACUGCAGCAUCAUCAGGAUUCGCUAAUUCAACCUCAGCCGCUGCUCAUCAACACCACUUCUCUACUGUACCAUUACCUUAUCAUCAUUCACCAUCACUUGCCAAUAUGAACUUUGCACAUUAUUACUGCAGGAGCUGAGGUAGUUUGCUUUUUGAUCAACAAAAACAACCACACGAUAUCUUUUCUUCCUCUGCUAUGGGAAAGAUGCUGGAAGGACAAAAAAAUGUGAUGUAAAACUGAAUGAAAGCUAGUUUUCUUAGGAAUGAGGCAGUGUGAAACUUGUUAAAUUUGCUGUACAAAGUCUCAAAAAGCUAAGCAUCUUUUAGCAGGACAGCAUUUUUACAUUGCUUUGACAAUUCUUGACUAUUAUUGAAAAUAUUCCAUUUGAGCUUCAUGUUCUUUCAUAUUCUGCUAGCUAAUCUUCUAAUGGAGGUAUUGAUUCGGUUCAUA
Messenger RNA from Nicotiana attenuata, 1824 nucleotides. Its product is annotated as ethylene-responsive transcription factor RAP2-7-like. The coding region runs from base 145 to 1512 and encodes 455 amino acids. Lineage: Eukaryota; Viridiplantae; Streptophyta; Magnoliopsida; Solanales; Solanaceae. Gene Ontology annotation, biological process: regulation of DNA-templated transcription. The record is from RefSeq and is a predicted model, not a curated record. The transcript has 10 exons. Gene Ontology annotation, molecular function: DNA-binding transcription factor activity; DNA binding.